CCAGGAUCAUCUCACCUCCUACUGCCUUCAUAGACUUACAGACUUGGACGUUUUGAGGGGAACAAGAGGCUGGAAAUGAACCCUUUCACCGACAAAUAAUUCAACAUCCUGCAUAGAAACUUGAUUUCAUUGUAUCAAGUAGACAUACAAUCCUUGAGCCAGGCCCAGCUGUUUGCACACAUUCUCUGCAGACUGCAAGUGUAUUUGACGUGUUUGGGGUAAGUUUCCACCAAUUACCCCACAGACUCUGACGGAAAAUACUCUUGUGUCUGCCUUACCGGGCCAAUAAAUUGCGAUUCACAUCGCAUGUAAUAGGCUGCAGUCAACGACUCAUUUUUUCCUACGACUUCAGUCACCGAACGAGAGUCGCAGCCCUCCACAGACUGCUUCUUCGCUGGGGUUUCUUUGCAAGUCUGGAGAUGCUGCAGGGGGCUGUGCUUUGCUUGUCCUGCUCCCUCCUGUUGGGGGUCUGUUUCCCAGCAGAGGGUGCAGGGGCAGCUGGGCCUCUUCCAACUUUCUCCCCUGAAGAGUCCUCUGGCCAACCAGAUCUUGAUGAUUUGGAGUGGGGCUCUGGAUCAUCUCUUCUGCACCUACUCCACAGCUUCCCUGCUGAUAGCCCCUUCAUAACAGAGACCCCAGGAAAACCAGUGAACUGCACCCAGCGCUUCUUAUUACCACCAUCCUCUGCAAUCUGCUGGGAGAACAUCGUCGGGCCAAAGGAGUUUGCCAAGUCACGUCUGCUUGUUCUGCAGAACAGGGCCGCCCUGCAGGCUGUGGCCACCACCAGCGGGUUGGAGGAGGGAGGGAUCUCCUACGAACACCAAGCCAGAGAGGAGGUCCAGGGGAUCAACUCGGACCACCUGAGUGCUGUAGAAACCAUGCAGACCAUGGAUAAGGUGUUUGUCUCUCUGCAGGAGACCAGGAAGGAGGGGAAGGAGCAGGGGGUCCUCACAAGCAUGAAGGAGCAUCUUGCCAACACAAGGGACGCUAUACAUGGGAGAGAGCACACAGCAAACAUCCUGGAGAAUCACUUUUCUACUUUAGAGAACACUCUGCUUAACAUGCAGUUUCGACUGAACAAGCUCAUCCAACACUGACAAGGAUUGGUUGCCUCUAUUUAUGUGUUCAUGUAUUGUUUAACAAUGUAGAAAAUGCAUGCAUCCCCAGGAUCAUUUUAGACUGUAUGUGGACCAAAUAUGCACCUUAUGUCAUUAAUACACUUAAAGGUAAAAUCGGUAUAAAGGAGACUAAACCUCACACCAUCAGAUAUGAGGAACAUGUAGCUGUUAAAUAGUUUGUUGUAUUCCAGUUUCCACGAGGAGAUUUCAUGGUCUUGCUAGCGUCUAGUAAAACGGUUAGUCUCUUGAGCACCUUGUUACAGACCUGUUUAAAUCCUCAUUCAACAUUAAUAAAAGCAUUUUCAUACCCUACAAGUUUGUGGUGUAAAUAGUAAUACAUGCAAUGCGACAUCAAUUAUCAGAUGGCCUGAAUCUUUAUUUUAAUCUCAAAUCUAAACAAUUCCUUAGCAAAUAAAUGAGGAGAAUGUGUUAUAUACACUUUAAAUAUUCACAUAUAUAGUGUGAAGAAAAGAAAAGCGGCAUGUGUAUUUUUUACUUUCAAGUAUUUAUGAUAAACUACCCGUUACUAAUACAUGGACAAUAUAUUUAAAAAAAAAAAA
Messenger RNA from Gymnodraco acuticeps, 1678 nucleotides. RefSeq lists its product as uncharacterized. The transcript has 3 exons. Bases 420 to 1097 code for a protein of 225 amino acids. Lineage: Eukaryota; Metazoa; Chordata; Actinopteri; Perciformes; Bathydraconidae. The record is from RefSeq and is a predicted model, not a curated record.